AUGGAGCAUAUUGGUCCUCAAGACAGGAAUACUCCUCGCCUGAAACUACCCCUUCCACUGCCAUCCGCUCGGCAGAUAUUGAUGCCGUUUGAUCUUCGAGAACAUCCUUCGGAAUUCUUCGAACCUAAUAAUACCAAGCUCCUUUUCAAACUCUUUCCAGGGACCCAGGCAAUCGAGUCCGACAAUCGAGUGUUAGUUUAUCGUUUUGAUGAGCUACCGCCUAAGCCAUGGCCCCAGCAGAUUGCGCGUGUCCCUUGCUAUUUCACAGACAGCCCUAACGAUCAGGGCCCUAUCAUCCCUCUUCGUCACCGCAGUCGUUCGAGCAUCGCCCUCUCUCCAACAAUGGAUUUGAGAGACAACGAAGCAGCCGCCGAUUUGAUUCUCGAACUGACACGUGAUUUCUUCACGAAAGCAAACGUUCCCGCCACCGAAAUACAAUUCUGGGGCCAUAUUGUGAUCAUUGUGCUUGAAACAGAACCACAAAAUGUGGAAAUCCUACAUGAAGUUCCCAAAUCGAUCGCACACUGUCAGUGCUUUUACCUCUUUGAAUCGGAAAUGGAGAGACCGACCAAACACUCAGCCCAGCGGCCGAAGCAAGUUCUCUCAGCUGACAUUGAUGACACGCAGUACAAGACCCUCAGACCAGGAGUGGUUUUGAGUUCGGCAAGAAACUCCCAAGGAGAAGAGUUCCAUACUUCGUCGGUCAUUCUCAUCCAAGAUAAUAGUGGGUAUAGGUAUAUGACAGCUGCCUCGCAUGGAUUCCUUGAAAGUGGCAUGGUCUAUCAUCCCGUUGCCUCUGGUUUGGAAAUCGGAGAAACCAUGAUCGAACUGACGCACAGCGACAUCGCACUCACCAAGCUCCACGACGGUGUACAGUUUGUCAAUGAACCUUUUGAGAAUACCGCCGCCGCGCGUAACCCAUUCACACUCGGUAACUUCAUUCGUGCUGGCGAGACUAAAAUAGGCGAUAUAAUUUACCUUGACAGUCCAUUCUCUGGCUUCAUGGGAGGGACACGCCUAGCUCACGCGACUGUCCGUAUCCCUUCGGAUGAUCCAAAUGAACCAAAACAGAUCUGGAUCCGAUGUCAUCUGGUGUACCUUGGCCAAGACUCUAGUCACGACAUAGUCGAUGGAGUGCGUGGCUCAGCGAUCUGGAAUGAGGAUCACAGAGUUGUGGGAUUCUUCCGUUACGCCCAUACAACAGGGGUUUUUAGGGAUCAUUGCUACAUCGUCGCCGCUGACUAUCUUCUGAAUAAGGGAUACACCGUGGUCUAG
Penicillium bovifimosum is the source of this 1275-nucleotide messenger RNA. RefSeq lists its product as uncharacterized. The transcript has a single exon. Bases 1 to 1275 code for a protein of 424 amino acids. The record is from RefSeq and is a predicted model, not a curated record. NCBI's taxonomy places the organism in Eukaryota, Fungi, Ascomycota, Eurotiomycetes, Eurotiales, Aspergillaceae.